AUGCAGCCUCAGGGACACACCCACAAGGUGGGAAUCCAAUUGUACGUUGGCAUGAAUUCUGCCAGUGAGAGCAAAGCGGCAAUAGAGGAUGCCAUACAUGGUGCAUACAUGGUCUUCAUAGCAGCUGGAAUGGCUGGAGGAACAGGCACAGGUGGGGCUCCUGUAGUUGCAAAAAUGGCAAAGUCUCUGGGUAUCUUGACUAUUAGCAUUGUCACGACACCAUUCACCUGAGGAAGAAGGCGUACUAUUCAAGCUCUUGAAGGAAUUACAGCUCUGAAGAAAAAUGUUGACAUAAUUGUUAUUCCUAAUGACAAAUUAUUGACUGAAGUUUCACAGUUGACACCAGUAAAUGAGGCGUUUAAUUUAGCUGAUGAUGUUCUUCAGCAGGGUGUCCGUUGUAUCUCUGAGGUAGUCACAGUUCCAGGUCUUGUCAAUGUUGAUUUUGCUGAUGUAAGAGCUAUCAUGAAAGAUGCUGGUUCCUCGCUUAUGGGAAUAGGUACCGGAAUUGGGAAGGCGAGGGCCGCAGUUGCUGCAUUCAAGGCCAUAGAUUACCUUUGUUAGAUAUUGGUAAGAGCUACUGGGAUUGUUUGGAAUAUAACUGGUGGAAGUGACUUAUCUUUAUCUGAGGUGAAUUCGGCAGCUGAGCCUAUAUGUGACCUUGUAGAUCCCACUGUAAACUUAAUAUUUGGAACAGUGAUAGAUCAGUCACUAAUUAGACAAGUCAGCAUAACUCUUAUUGCCACUGGAUUUAGACACCAUGAUGAAACUGACCAGUGA
Messenger RNA from Rosa chinensis, 777 nucleotides. RefSeq names its product cell division protein FtsZ homolog 2-2, chloroplastic. Gene Ontology annotation, cellular component: cytoplasm; chloroplast. The record is from RefSeq and is a predicted model, not a curated record. Lineage: Eukaryota; Viridiplantae; Streptophyta; Magnoliopsida; Rosales; Rosaceae. Gene Ontology annotation, biological process: chloroplast fission. Gene Ontology annotation, molecular function: GTP binding; GTPase activity.